UACAAUUGGAACCAAGUAUCUCUAAUCUAAUAAAGCUCUAGGGUGCAGACACAAAACACAAAACCCCUUUACCUUGUUCUCAACCACAAGUUGCAAAUCGAAGCCAUGCUUGAGGAAUCAGUAUCAUCCGCACCAACAUUCUGGUCCGGCCUCAACAGCUGGUUCACUCCCACUGUCUUCUUUGUGGUCCUUCAGCUUGUUAUUGGAACCAUUUACAUCACUUCAACCCUUGCCAAUGGCACUCGCAAACAACACCAACAGCAACAACAACAACAACACCAACACUGGGAACAACAAGAUCCUCAAGGUCAAGGACAUGAUUUUCCACAACAACCACUUGCUAGAUCCCCAUCUAUGUUGCAGAGGCUCAAAUCCAUCAACUUCUUCUACCACCCUUACGGAUCCCAAGACCCUCAUCAUCCUCAUGAACAAGAACACCAACACCAACCCCAACCCCAACACCAACACCAAAAUCCUCAACUUGCCAGAUCUCCCUCUAUGCUUCAAAGACUCAAGUCCAUUAACCUCUACAGUUACUUCCCCACUGAACCCUUCUCUUCUAAGCUCACAACCGACACCAACGUUUCCAACAUAACCCACGAAACUCACAAGCCGCAGAAACAACACGUGUACGACGACAACGCUGUGGUGGAAACUGAGGAAGAAUACGAGGAUGAUGUUGUAGGGCAAAUCGAAGACAACCUUAAUGAGCACGAGGAGGGUUCUUCUCUUGACGAGAUUUACAGCCAGCUGCAGGGGCAGGGUGGUCAUUUCGCCAGGGCGCUCUCCGACACCAAGCCUGCCGCCGGCGAGGUGCCGGUGAAGCUGCCGAGGAAGAUGAAAAAAUCGGCGAGCACAAAAUCUGCGUUCUCGCAUUUCAAGGAAGAUGACAUUGUGGUUGAGAGUCGCCGGCCGGCCACCGUGAAGGAGGCGAAGGUUGGAGGCGGCGGCGGCGGCGCGGACGACGACGGAGUGGAUGCGAAGGCUGACGAUUUCAUCAACAAGUUCAAGCAGCAGCUGAAGUUGCAGAGGCUGGAUUCAAUCAUGAGGUACAAGGAUAUGAUUGGCAGAGGAACAGGGAAGUAAAAGGUAUAACGAUAAUUAACAAUAAUAAUAAUAUCAAUAAUUUCAUUAAAAUUUCGGGGUUUCUAGUGUAAUUUUUUGUUAAUUUAGUUGUUAAUCUUCCUUUUGUAAAAUUAGUGGUUUUGAUUAAAAAAGAAAAAUUGAUUUUGUAAAGUGGAGUGCUGAGUCCGCCAUGUUCAUUUCAGCCUCUCCUUGUGGAUGUUUGAAGAACGAACUUUAUGUUAAUGACCCCUUAUUGUUUCUAUUUUUAUAUAAAAUAUAUUAUUGU
This is a messenger RNA of Gastrolobium bilobum, 1351 nucleotides long. Its product is annotated as pathogen-associated molecular patterns-induced protein A70. NCBI's taxonomy places the organism in Eukaryota, Viridiplantae, Streptophyta, Magnoliopsida, Fabales, Fabaceae. The transcript has a single exon. The record is from RefSeq and is a predicted model, not a curated record. Bases 106 to 1086 code for a protein of 326 amino acids.